AUGCUCGUCGUCACCAACAACGAUAUGGCCAAAGACAGAUCGAAUAGAUUCAACGCAAAAGGCCGUCAAUCUGGUUUGAAUAAAUUAAAAGAAGAUGAAAAGAUUAAGCAGCGUAAAAGAAGUAAAGUUGUGGAGGACCGUGAGAGUACAGAUGCGAAUACAAACGCCGAUUUGAUUCUUCCAAAGUCCAAGGAGCAGAAAGAACAAGAUCAACUAAGAAAACUCGAGCUCAGGAAAGAGUUGGAAUCCCAGCAGGAUGGAAAGGUUUCCAGCAAGAAGCGCAAGAGACUUGAUGCUUACAUUACUCGUCAACUCAAGAAGGAAGAACGCAAGGAGUUGAUUGACAAACUUUCCAAAUCACAAACUCCCACUGAUGCUUCGUAUCUGAAGUCAUCCGCUAACCUUGGCUCGAGGCAGCAGCACUCUGCUCAAGAUAAGCUCGAUGUCUCAGAGCAUAUCCAAGUCAAAUCUGCACUUAGAAAUGCUGGUAGAAGAGUCCAGCAUCCUGACACUAAUCAAGACUCUGAUUCUCUCUCUGAACACUCGAGUGCCUCGGAUGAUGAUGAUGUCAAUGUUCCUAUCGAUAAGCCUCAGCAACCAGCAAGCACGGUAUCCGCAUCUCAAACGUCUACAAAAGAGCACAUCAGUCCUCCACAGAAACCACCUAUAGGAAAUGCACUUGGAAGUGCCCUUGGAGCAAGUGGUGUUAAACCAAUCGUCAGACCUAGAAAAAAGAAGGCUAAAACUGUCUCUACUUUGACUCGUGGCUGGAAACUGUCAGCAAACUCUGGAGCAGCUGAACAAUCAGAGCAUGAUUCGCAAUCUUCGUUUGACUCUUCAGCUGAGGAAUCGCAAUCAGAUAACGAACAUUCUGCCUCGGAUGGCGAAAGCUCAGAAGAGGUCCUUGACAAUAACCAAAGUAAUCGCGCGAUGGCUUUCAAGGAAUGGGCACAAAAUCAAAUGAAUAAAGACUCUGAGCCAGCAUCUGAAUUUAAUGCCACUCAGAUACCCAGAGAUUAUGUGAAAUCAAAAGGUCCAGGUAGAGCAUUAGCUGGUAAAGUGGAAUUACCUUCCAACUCAAUAUUCCAAGAUUCCUCGGACCCUAAAAUAAAGCGUACAGUUAAAAUUGACAGGAGUCAAGACUUGCAAACUUCGAGAAUGCUUUUACCAGUAACUGAACUCGAGCAAGAGAUAGUUGAAACGGUACUGCUCAAUCCAAUUACAGUUAUUUGUGGUGAAACUGGUUCAGGUAAAACAACACAACUUCCGCAGUUCCUUUAUGAGCGUGCAUUUGGAUCAAAAGGCAGCUUGAAUCCUGGUAUGGUCGCAAUUACACAGCCACGAAGAGUUGCUGCAGUUUCUAUGGCAAAUCGUGUUGGUUCAGAGUUAGGCAUAGGUUCACCAAAAGUUGCAUACAAAAUACGAUACGAUGGAAAUACGAGUCCUGAAACUGCUAUCAAGUUCAUGACAGAUGGUGUUUUGCUCCGCGAGCUUGCCAAUGACUUUUUGUUGACAAAGUAUUCAGUUAUCAUUGUGGAUGAAGCUCACGAGAGAAGCGUGAACACGGAUAUUUUAAUUGGUGUUUUGUCGAGAGUAGUAGGAUUGCGUAAUAAGCGUUGGAAGGAGAAUUCAGAGAGUAUGACACCGUUGCGGUUGGUGAUCAUGUCUGCCACACUUCGAGUUUCUGAUUUUACCGAGAACAAGUCACUGUUUCAACAACAGCCACCUGUUGUUAACGUUGCAGCACGUCAACACCCUGUCACGAUACACUUUGCAAGAAGAACCUCCCCUGACUAUCUCGAAGAAGCCAUGGCUAAGACUAUAAAGAUUCACAAGAAGCUUCCUCCUGGUGGUAUACUAGUCUUCCUCACGGGUCAAGGCGAGAUAGAUUCAAUGGUCAAGAAGCUUAAACAGAGGUUUGGCAGGAAGCAUCAGUCCAAAGCACAAGUCACGUUGGAUAGUUCACGCUUGUCUAAGUCAAAUGCUGCAACUGGCGAUGUCGAGAUCGAGGAUGUAGAUUUUGGUAAAAGUGAUGACCCUGCAUUAGAAUUAGAUGAUUACGACAUUGAAGAUGAAGAGGAAGACCUUGGAGAAGAAUCUGGGUUUGAAGAAGCAAGAGAAGAUGAGAGCACCAGUCCAAUGCACGUUUUGCCACUCUACUCGCUUUUGCCUUCAGAGAAGCAAAUGCAAGUGUUUGAACCUCCACCAGAUGGAUCAAGACUAGUUGUGAUUGCGACAAAUGUUGCAGAAACAUCGCUCACGAUUCCUGGUAUUAGAUAUGUUGUGGAUUCAGGCAGAGCGAAAGAGCGUUCGUACAACGAGCAGAAUGGAAUGCAAAGUUUCGAUGUUUCGUGGAUUUCAAAAGCUUCAGCUGCUCAAAGAGCUGGUAGAGCUGGACGUACUGGACCUGGACAUACAUAUAGGCUAUACUCUUCACCAGUAUUCGAAAAUCAUUUCGAGCAAUUUGCUAAACCAGAGAUCUUGCGUAUGCCAAUUGAAGGAGUGGUACUUCAAAUGAAGAGUAUGAAUUUGGAUGUAGUCGAUAAUUUCCCCUUCCCAACUCCUCCGAAUGCAGUUGGUUUGAGUAAGGCGGAGAAGAUGCUUACUAACCUAGGUGCAUUGACAAGCACAUCGUUGACACAAGCCCAGAGUAGGUUCAAGAUAACGGAAUUGGGUCGUAGUAUGAGUCUUUUCCCUGUCACUCCAAGAUUUGCCAAGAUGCUGGUAACUGGAUUCCAGCAUGGAUGUUUGCCAUAUAUCGUAGCAAUAGUUUCAGCACUCUCGGUUGGAGAUCCAUUCCUACACGAAGAGGCAUUGAAAGCAGGUCUGAAUGAUGAUGACAGUGAAGAUGCGCGUCAGGCAGUUAGAAAGGCCUACUUCAAAACGCAACAGAAGUUUGCAUCUCUAGGCAAAAACACUAGCGAUCUGUUUAAAGUGUUAUCUGCAGUUGGUGCGUACGAAUAUGCAGGUGGUGGAGAAGCAUUCUGUCGAGCAAACUUCCUGCGCCCCAAGGCGAUGGAAGAGAUACGCAAACUGAGAGCGCAAAUCAGCUAUCUAAUUCAAAGCACUUAUCCGAGCAUAGACGCGAAAUUUAUUCCGAAACUCGACCCCCCUUCGCAGACUCAGGUGAAGGUUAUACGCCAGUUGAUAACGGCGGGGUUUAUUGAACAGGUUGCAAUACGCAAAGACUUGGUCGAAGAGAGUGAAAACUCUGGUAAGAAGUUCCAGUCGUGCCGUGGUAUUGCAUAUAAGGCAGUAGGAAUUGAGCAGGAUGUAUACAUACACCCAUCUUCAACUAUAUUUACAGAAGAGCCGCCAGGAUAUAUUACAUAUACAGAAAUAGUGUCAACAUCUCAAGCGUAUAUGAAGGGAAUCACAUCGAUAGACGUGAGCUGGUUGCACAAGCUGGGCAGGAGUAUGUGUAGAUUCUCGAAACCAAUCGAUGUACCAGCGAAUGCCAAGCUACAAACAAGCAAUACGAAGAAGGAUGUGAUCGUCGAGCCGUUCUUUGGUCCAGGCAGAGGAAUUAAGUUGCCUGCAGUAAAGAUGGAACAGGUGAAAGAUAGUCACGGACGAUGGGUGUUGUGUUGA
Wallemia ichthyophaga EXF-994 is the source of this 3591-nucleotide messenger RNA. RefSeq names its product putative ATP-dependent RNA helicase DHR1. Gene Ontology annotation, cellular component: intracellular anatomical structure; nucleolus. The transcript has 7 exons. Lineage: Eukaryota; Fungi; Basidiomycota; Wallemiomycetes; Wallemiales; Wallemiaceae. The record is from RefSeq and is a predicted model, not a curated record. Gene Ontology annotation, biological process: maturation of SSU-rRNA from tricistronic rRNA transcript (SSU-rRNA, 5.8S rRNA, LSU-rRNA). Bases 1 to 3591 code for a protein of 1196 amino acids. Gene Ontology annotation, molecular function: RNA binding; ATP binding.